This is a messenger RNA of Spea bombifrons (plains spadefoot toad), 2745 nucleotides long. It is a transcript of the gene TPO, whose product is annotated as thyroid peroxidase. Gene Ontology annotation, molecular function: calcium ion binding; iodide peroxidase activity; heme binding. The record is from RefSeq and is a predicted model, not a curated record. Bases 1 to 2745 code for a protein of 914 amino acids. The transcript has 15 exons. Gene Ontology annotation, cellular component: membrane. Gene Ontology annotation, biological process: thyroid hormone generation; response to oxidative stress. NCBI's taxonomy places the organism in Eukaryota, Metazoa, Chordata, Amphibia, Anura, Pelobatidae.
AUGAAAGAGGCUUUUAAUGCAGAAACUGCCUCUGGGUUUUCUCUUGUUCCAUUGUAUAAGUUUGUCAUAAGGAACACUUGGAAAACCAUCCUUUCUAAAAGUACUAGGAUUUUAGUCCUCAAGAAAUGCGGAGUCCCAUCUGAAGUAAUCAGUUUAAUUUCUAAUGUAUCAGGUUGUAUACCACAAUAUGUUCCAUCAUUGUGCCCAAACAAUUGCUUGGCCUUAAAAUACAGGCACAUUACUGGUGCCUGCAACAACAGAAAUCAUCCAGCCUGGGGUGCUUCAAAUACUAUUUUGACUCGUUGGCUUCCAUCUCAAUAUGAAGAUGGAAUUAGUGAGCCAAAAGGUUGGAAUCCUGAUUUCCUAUACAACAAUUUUCCCCUCCCUCCGGUUCGAGAAGUUACCAAGCAAAUAAUGCAUUCAUCCAGCAGCGCCCUAAAGGAAGAUGACCAAUAUUCCCACAUAAUAAUUGAAUGGGGACAAUACAUUGAUCAUGACAUUGCCUUAACACCCCAAAGUAUUAGUCGAAUACCAAUGAUGUGGGAUGUGGAUUGCAGAUCUACCUGUGAAAACAUUAACCAGUGCUAUCCAAUAAAGUUAUCUGCAAAUGAUUCUUUAUCCCAAGGUGGUUGUUUACCAUUUUAUCGUUCAUCUGCUGCAUGUGGUACUGGCAAUCAAGGUGUAAUGUUCGGAAAACUUUCAGCAAACCCAAGAGAGCAAAUAAAUGGCUUAACAUCAUUUAUUGAUGCAUCAACUGUCUAUGGAAGCACACCAGCAUUGCAAGACAAACUGAGAAAUCUUUCCAGUGAAGAAGGCCUACUGAGAGUAAAUGUGAAAUAUUCAGAUGCCGGACGAGAAUACAUGCCAUUUGUGGAAGAAUCACCAUCACCUUGUAUACAAAAUCCUAUGUCUGAUAAUUCAGAAAGAAUUGAAUGUUUCUUUGCAGGGGAAAGCAGGUCUAAUGAAGUCAUAUCCUUAACUGCAAUACACACAUUGUGGUUAAGAGAACAUAAUCGCCUAGCUAAAACCUUGAAAAAGCUCAAUCCCCACUGGAGUUCUGAAAUAACAUAUCAGGAAGCUCGGAAAAUUGUUGGUGCUUUGCAUCAGAUUAUCACUAUUCGAGAUUACAUUCCAAAAAUUGUGGGACCAACAAGUUUUGAUCAGUAUAUCGGAGAAUAUCAAGGAUAUGAUGAAAAACUGAAUCCAUCUGUGUCGAAUAUAUUUACAACAGCUGCUUUUCGCUUUGGACAUGCAACAAUCCCACCUCUUGUUUAUAGAUUAGAUUCACAUUUUAAAGACCACCCACAGUAUCCACAUUUGCUACUGAAUGAAGUUUUCUUUCGACCCUGGAGAAUUAUUAAAGAAGGUGGACUGGAUCCAUUAUUAAGAGGAAUGCUUGGAAAAUCUGCCAAACUCCAAACACAAAAAGAUAUGAUAAAUGAAGAGUUGACUGAAAAACUAAUUGUGUUGUCAAUUAAUGGUUCAAUGGAUUUGUCAUCGUUAAAUUUGCAGAGAGGACGUGAUCAUGGUCUACCAGGCUACAAUGAUUGGAGAAAGUUUUGUGGCCUUCCAGUGUUAAAGACAGUAUCAGACAUGAGGAUGGCAAUCUCAGAUGAGAAUUUAAUUAGGAAGUUGAUAGAUUUAUACGGGCAUCCGGAUAAUAUUGAUGUCUGGCUUGCUGGCUUAGCCGAAGACCUUCUUCCAGGAGCAAGAACUGGACCUCUGUUUGCAUGCAUAAUAGGGAAGCAAAUGAAAGCUUUGCGAGAAGGAGACAGGCUUUGGUAUGAAAAUAAGAAGGUUUUUACAGAAAGCCAGAAAGCUGAGCUAGGGAAACAUUCACUUUCAAAGGUGAUUUGUGAUAACACGGGCCUUACACACAUACCGACAGAUGUCUUUAUAAUGGGAACCUACCCAAAUGACUUAACGUCUUGUGAUAUUUUACCUGGCAUCAAUCUCCAAGCCUGGAAAGAGAACUUCCAAAAAGGUACGUCAUGCAGUCUACCGAGAAGUAUUGAAAAUGGUUACUUUGUGUUGUGUUCUGAGACUGUGGUAAGUUAUAUAUGUCACAAUGGCUAUCGUUUAGAAGGACAUGAAGAAUUGACGUGUCAAGGAAAUCAGUGGAGUACUCAACCACCAUUUUGUUCAGAUAUAGAUGAAUGUGAGGAUCAUCAAAAUCCAUGCCAUUCUUCUGCAAAAUGCAAGAACACACAGGGGAGUUUCCAGUGUUUAUGUACAGAUCCAUAUGAGCUGGCAGAAGAUAACAGGACAUGCGUAGAUUCUGGAAGACUUCCUAGGGGAUCUGUAGCAUCCAUAAUUUUAGUUGCAAUUUUAUUUGUGUCUUGGGCAGCAAUGGGAUGGUUCCUGGUUUAUAAAGGAGAGACCUUGUUUAAAACAUCAUCAGAAUCUCAUCAUUUAGAUGACUUGAAAAAACCAUCGGUAAUAGUGGAUUGUUCCCCAUGUGAUGGAAUUUCCCUGUCAACGCCAACACUGACAUCUGACCAGAUCCACAAGCGGCAGCAGCAAUCCGGGGAAGAUAUUAAGGCCUAUGUGGUAGCCAUUCGCAAACUGGCCUCCACCUGUUCAUUUGGGGAGUACCUACCCAUAGCUCUUAGGGACAAGUUUGUCCUGGGACUGAAUAGUGAAACCAUUCAAAAGAAACUUCUGACUGAACAAGGACUCACCCUUACACGGCGAUUGAGAUUGCAUCAGUCAUGGAAAUGGCUGUCAGGGAUACUGAGGCAUUAA